This is a messenger RNA of Paraphaeosphaeria sporulosa, 1656 nucleotides long. RefSeq lists its product as uncharacterized. NCBI's taxonomy places the organism in Eukaryota, Fungi, Ascomycota, Dothideomycetes, Pleosporales, Didymosphaeriaceae. The transcript is spliced from 2 exons. The coding region runs from base 1 to 1656 and encodes 551 amino acids. The record is from RefSeq and is a predicted model, not a curated record. Gene Ontology annotation, molecular function: protein binding.
AUGUCCUCGACUCACUGCAGUCCCAUGCGUGUUACCGGACCAGCACGUGUCCAGAGCGAUAGCGAAGCCGAACAAAUGUCUCCCUAUGGUGCACAACGCCCCACGUCGCCGUCCACAAGCCCUUUUCUCUCACUCCCCAACGAACUUCUCAUCGCCAUCAUCUCCUACCUCCCCGACCGCGUCACCCUUAUCGCCCUCGCACAAACAUGCCAAAUGCUCCAAACACUCGCCGAAUCCCAGCUCUUCAAAAACAUCUACAUCCGCGACGGACCUUCUGUCACGCGGCUAGCCCAACUUCUCGAGCAACCUCCCGAACGCCUUCUCGCGGUUGAGAAUUUGGAGGCUACGCCAUGGGCGUUCGGGUGGCGGGGGAUCAAACGCAUGCCAGAGCUGGCAGGGAAGAUGGUAAGAUUGAAGAGGCUGAAGGUGGAGAGUCCUUUGGUCAAUACGGGGACGAGGGAUGCGUGGUGGACGGAGGAGUGUAUGCGGGAGUAUAUGGACCUUUUUGAUAGGUCAAACAGGGGAAUGAAGGGUGCUUGGCGGUGUUUGACGUCUUUCACACUACAUUCCCACGGCACCCACCAUCGGUACUAUAGUAUCAAAUCAGUACUACCAGUCUUUCUGUCGCCGACGCUCAAAUACCUGCAUCUGUCAUGCCUCGACAUAUCACGUGCCAACGAAACCUUCGCGGCACUCGGCGCUUCAUGCGAGCGUACUCCGCUCGAAACCUUGAUCCUUGAAAGAUGCACCGAGCCAUCGUCGAGCCUCUUCGAACUUCAGGCCAUUCUCUCGCGUCCACGGGCUCUUCGUUCUUUCACUUUGUUGCUUGACGUUAUUUUCGCUCAAUACAAGGAGCCACUCAAUGCACAAAGUUUAUCUCGGGAGCUUGUAAAAGUGCGCCAAACAUCCCAUUCGAGUCUAUCUCGAGCCCAGAUGCCGGGUUUGCUUGAAGCCCUACAGCAACAGAGCGAUUCUCUUGAAUAUCUCCGCUACACCCAUCAUCCGACCAGCCGAAUCGUUCCCGGUUCACCUGAGUACUUCAGCACCGACAUGACCUCUUCCUUGUCUGUGCUACGCCAGUCCUCUGGCGGCCUGUCCACUUUCAAGCGUCUCCAUGCUUUGGAUGUAGGCUACAGAACCAAUCUAGCCGAACUCUUGCUCGACGCAUCGCUGGCGCCACCAAAUCUUCUCACCCUGGGUUUGAGUGGCAUCGCCCUCGACUACGGUCGAGGAGACACGUGGCAACACCUAGCCUCCUACGUUCCUGCCAUAUCAGCUACAACCAACUUUUCGCACCUGAGGUUGUACACAACACCAUCCUGUUCAGAGGGCCACCUUCAGGGCAUGUCUUGGCAGUUUGAAUAUAAUGCCCACAGACAGAUAUGGCCGCGCAGUGGUGUUGCACUUCUCGAGAUCGUCAAGCGGCUCCAUGGGAAGGCGAGCGUGGAGCUCGUAGGCACGCGACAUCUUCCUGGAGUCUUCACGCCGUUUCUGCACGGGGAAAGGCUGAGCAGCGAAGAGGUCAUUUUCGAUAGUCGGAAGGAGUGUAAUGAAGGGGGUGAUCGGCGAUUCAAGCGCCAGGCGUAUGUUCCGGAUGGUGCGUCGGGAUGGGUUGGCCCUUUUCUGGCACUCGGCAAUGCGAAGUGGACGGAGUGA